Messenger RNA from Kickxella alabastrina, 231 nucleotides. RefSeq lists its product as uncharacterized. The annotation marks the transcript as partial. NCBI's taxonomy places the organism in Eukaryota, Fungi, Kickxellomycota, Kickxellomycetes, Kickxellales, Kickxellaceae. The record is from RefSeq and is a predicted model, not a curated record. The transcript has 2 exons.
AUAAAAUUACUUUUGUUAAAAUCAAAGUGCCCUCCGGGACGCCCUCUUCCGGGACAACGGAUACCCACAAGUAUUCCCCAAGCAUUGGCCGUGCGACAAACCAAUUCCCAAUUGAUCCUGAAUCCAGCAACAAAAGCUAUGACAAUAAUGAUACUGACAGCCAGCUCACAAUCAGCCAAGAAUUUAGAGCUGCGAGGUACAUUGCCCAAAGCAACAACAAUAAAACAGUAG